Ricinus communis (castor bean) is the source of this 930-nucleotide messenger RNA. RefSeq names its product 40S ribosomal protein S9-2. NCBI's taxonomy places the organism in Eukaryota, Viridiplantae, Streptophyta, Magnoliopsida, Malpighiales, Euphorbiaceae. The coding region runs from base 130 to 720 and encodes 196 amino acids. The transcript has 3 exons. Gene Ontology annotation, molecular function: rRNA binding; structural constituent of ribosome. The record is from RefSeq and is a predicted model, not a curated record. Gene Ontology annotation, biological process: positive regulation of translational fidelity; translation. Gene Ontology annotation, cellular component: cytosolic small ribosomal subunit.
AUGUUAAAAGCCCAUGGACUAAUACAGGCAUUGGCCGAUUAGGGUUUAGGGUUUGUUUGUAUAAAUGACAGAUUGUUGAAUUCGCCUCUCCGUUUCGUCUUCCUCUGGUGUUUCGCAAAGGAGUGAGCCAUGGUUCACGUCAAUUUCUACCGAAACUAUGGGAAGACUUUUAAGAAGCCCCGUCGGCCAUAUGAGAAGGAGCGUUUGGACGCUGAGCUGAAGCUUGUUGGAGAGUAUGGGCUCCGAUGUAAGAGGGAGUUGUGGAGGGUUCAAUAUGCUCUGAGCCGCAUCCGUAAUGCAGCAAGAAUGCUUCUCACUCUUGAUGAGAAAAACCCCCGCCGUAUUUUUGAAGGUGAAGCCCUUCUCCGUAGGAUGAACCGGUAUGGUCUUUUGGAUGAGAGCCAGAACAAGCUCGAUUAUGUCCUUGCCCUGACAGUAGAGAACUUCCUUGAGCGUCGGCUCCAAACCCUUGUGUUCAAAUCUGGAAUGGCAAAGUCCAUCCACCAUGCUCGUGUGCUUAUCAGGCAAAGGCAUAUCAGGGUUGGGAGGCAAGUUGUUAAUAUACCAUCUUUCAUGGUGAGGGUGGACUCCCAGAAACACAUUGAUUUCUCUCUUACAAGUCCAUUCGGAGGUGGCCGUCCUGGACGAGUAAAGAGAAAGAACCAAAGGGCUGCUAGCAAGAAGAGUGGCGGUGACGGAGAUGAGGAGGAGGAGGAUUAAGUAUUAGACUAGGGAGUGUAGGACCAACUCUAAGAAUUCUUGAGGUAUUUUGUUUGUGCGUUUUUUCCCAUCUUCAGAACUAGUGUUUUCCAUUUUCGAAUUUUUGGGGUUUUAUUUUUUCGAAUAUUGGUGAUUUAUUCGAGUUUGAAAAAACAAACAUUUAUCCAUAUCAUAAAUGGUCAGAUAUUUGGUUCGUGAAUUUAGUUUGAA